AACAAACGACAUCUUACGCCGCACCUUUCCGGCCGCUCAGCCGUUCCUCUACUUAAGUCCCAAUAAUUUGGAUUUGCUGAACCAGUGACUGACGAGUUACUGCUCGGAGCCUCUCGCGCCCACACAGGACAUCACAAACAGGAAGAGGCACCAGACGCAGAUGAUCUGCACGUUUUUUGGGGGGUCAGAACGAGAACCUCCCAGCAAUUGAAUGGCCCAAUUGGAGGAAGAUCCUGAACCUUGUUCAGCCGGUUUUAUUGGGUUUUAAAGGCAUGUGAUCAGUGUGUGAGGAGCUCAGAGCUGGAGAAGCAAACCGCCGCCCAGGAACAGAGACGUUCGAUGUCGUGAGUGUGUUAAAGACCAGGAAAAGCCCUCGUCAUGUUUGGGAUGAUAAGAAAUUCCUUGUUUGGUGGCACUGAGAUCAGACCCUGUCAGACCCUCAGCUCCGAAACCAAGGGAGACUUCAGCUACGAAGUUCGGAAGUACGAGCCGGCAAAAUAUGCCAGUGUGACAGUCACCGGGAAACCAUUCGACGAGGCCUCAGGGGAGGGGGUGUUAAAACUGCUGAAGUACGUGGGCGGCAGCAACGAACAAGGUGUGGGAAUGGGGAUGACGGCUCCGGUCACCAUCCGUGCCCACCGCGGUGACCAGGGCGGCCUACAGCCCGGGGUCCUCGUGCAGAUCCGCAUCCCCAGCAAAUACCAGGAGGAGCCGCCCCGGCCCACGGACCAGAGCAUCACCGUCCAGCACCAGGAGGGCUUCACCGUCUACUCCACGCAUUUCGGAGGCUACGCUAAAGAAGCGGACUGGGUGGAACACGCCGGCAAUCUGUGCGCGGCGCUGGGGGAGCAGGCGGCCUAUCACCGGGAACACUUCCUGUGCGCCGGCUACGACCCCCCCAUGAAGCCUCUGGGGAGGAGGAACGAGGUCUGGCUGGUCAGGCAGGAGCCCCCGGAGUGACCGCACACACCGUGAGACCCCCACCUGCCCGGUUUGCAGCGAGGCCGGA
Molecule: messenger RNA, 1009 nt
Organism: Callorhinchus milii (elephant shark)
Lineage: Eukaryota; Metazoa; Chordata; Chondrichthyes; Chimaeriformes; Callorhinchidae
Product: heme-binding protein 1
Exons: 5
Coding region: 379-960 (193 amino acids)
Source: RefSeq, a predicted model, not a curated record